GUUCCACUAACGGCAGAAACAUUCGAAAUCUACCGUGCGUCUCAAGGAAAAACAACGGACUGAGCGGCGUCUGCAUGUUCGCCAUCGAUUGUCUCAAAGCCAACGGCACCCAUUUGGGCACCUGCAUCGAUAGGUUUUACUUCGGUUCCUGUUGUCACAUCGAACCAAUCAAAGAAAUCGUCGAGAAUAGUAUCGAAACGAAUAUUAUUGUAUUGGAUACUAGGCAGCCGCCACAUCGGAGGCAUAACGUAACGACUACUAGGCCGAGUACGCGACCCAGUACUGGCAUGAGUACAACACAACCCAGUCAACCAUUAACCAAAUCACCAUCCACCCCAACGACAACUAUAAAGUACAGUAGCAGUACUCGCAAAAAAAUUGUCCCCCAAUCACCAAGCAGUACCACCAACACCGUAAACUUCAGCUCUUCAACAUCCCCUUCAAUUAGUAGUGAAGUAACCACGCCCAUAGAAAAGCUCCAAACUUUCCAAAGUGUAGAUGGUAGUAGUGAAUCGACCACAACUAAGCUAUCUACAGAACCUUCCAGAACUUCAACCAAAAUACCUGCUACUAGUACAAAACCAAGACCUGCGAUAACGGCACCAUCGUAUCCACCCACCAAGCUAUCAUAUCUCCCGCUAUCUUCCUCAAAUCCUCCGCCAUUUUCCUCGAAUCCAUCACCCCAGCCAAGUUCAAUACCAACAAGAGGUACUUUAAAGCCAAUUAAAACUUCAACGACUAAUAAACCUGUGAGAAUUAAUACCAGUACCAGUACAAGAAGGCCUUUUACGAGUACUACCAAAGCAACUAACACUAGAAGAACAAGUACCCCUCCUAGUCAAACCAGCAGUACUAGGAGGUCGAGUACAAGACCUACUAGGCGUGGUACCAGGCCUAGUACGACGACUACAACAAUUAAACCAAUAACAACCAAAACUACCACCAAGAAACCUCAAGUGGUUCUUACGAAAAAACCUACUGCAUUAGGUAGUACCUCAACCAAACAAUCAUCAUCAACAACCACGUCACCCACAACCACCACUACCACUACCACCACUACAACCACAACCAGCAAGCCAGUACUAACCUCACAAGCAACUACCAUGGUUCCGUCAUCAACAACAGUUUCUUCGCCAGAGGUACCAGUGAAUACCACUAUCCAGUCCAGUGUAGAGCAACCAGUUAUAUCACAAAUAUUGGGUUCCGUGAACCCUGCAACCAAUGAAGUGAUUGAGAGUGGCUUAUUGACAGUUGAAAGUAGCACUACUGAGAAACCUGCAAGCAGCAGUACUGUUGCCGGAUCAACAACAAGUACUAAUGAAACCAGUACUACUAGUAGUAGUAGUAGUAUGGAAAGCGUUACUAUUACAACUACCGGACCAGGCCUGGUUACGUGGACCGUUGAAGAUACCAAAAAUCAUACCGAUGUUCAAAAAAAUGAUACAAUUGUAGCUGCAAAUGUAACUGAAGGUAAUCUUAAAUUUACAUUGUUUUAUCCCGUGAAUUUAAUUCGAUGUAACUUCUAUAUUUUAAUGGGCAAGAAAAAUUUCAUUUGCGAAAAAAUUCGGUGGCAUCAUGUUUUUUCCAGUUACUGGCUAAGAUCUUGCCCUUAG
This is a messenger RNA of Ceutorhynchus assimilis (cabbage seed weevil), 1613 nucleotides long. The record is from the annotation of a GenBank genome assembly. NCBI's taxonomy places the organism in Eukaryota, Metazoa, Arthropoda, Insecta, Coleoptera, Curculionidae.